Messenger RNA from Betta splendens (Siamese fighting fish), 3781 nucleotides. RefSeq names its product ADAM metallopeptidase domain 17a (gene adam17a). Gene Ontology annotation, molecular function: metalloendopeptidase activity. Gene Ontology annotation, biological process: membrane protein ectodomain proteolysis; Notch signaling pathway. Gene Ontology annotation, cellular component: plasma membrane. The record is from RefSeq and is a predicted model, not a curated record. The coding region runs from base 116 to 2707 and encodes 863 amino acids. NCBI's taxonomy places the organism in Eukaryota, Metazoa, Chordata, Actinopteri, Anabantiformes, Osphronemidae. The transcript has 20 exons.
CAGCGGAUGUUUUCCACUCGGAGCACUUCCGGGAAGCGCGGCUAACGUUAACGGUUCAGACAAAUUGCAACGUCUAAUUAUGACAGCGUCAUUUAACUGAACGAGCUGUCUAAAAAUGAAGGUAUUCGUGUUGAUAGCCUUAGUGGCUCCUUGUUUGAUUAAUGGUGCUGUCAAGUCCAGAGUUACUGCACAGCAGAACUACGAAGAACACCCGGAGUUCGAACCUCUGAACUCCAUGCUCUCGGAUUAUGAGGUUCUGCCAUUGUCAGGCAUUCAGUUGCACUCGGUAAGAAAAAGGGACGUCCACACCCAUUCGCACCUGGAGCGUCUGGUCAGCUUCAGAGCUCUGCACAGAAAUUUCAAGCUUUACUUGACCACGAACACAGACCUUUUUUCUGACAACUUCAAGGCUGUGUUUGUUGAUGAACACGGGAGGGAAGAAAACUAUGACGUUCAGCUUCAAAACUACUUCACUGGACAUGUUGUUGGGGAGGAGAAUUCACGUGUCCAGGCACACAUAGAUGGAGAUGAGUUUUCUGCUCACAUUCUAACCGAUCAAGCAGAAUAUAACGUAGAGCCUCUGUGGAGGUUUAUGGACUCUCCGACUGACGGCAGGUUGCUGGUCUAUCGAUCAGAUGACAUAAAGAACCUGAGCCGCAUCGCAUCUCCAAGAGUGUGCGGUUAUGUCCAGGCAGAGGACAUUCUUCCGCAUGCUGCCGUGAGGGAGUGGCAUGAAAAUGAGUACCAUCACAGAGAGAAGAGACAGGCUCUUGAUCCCAAGAAGAAUACUUGCCCAUUGCUGCUGGUUGCAGAUUACAGAUUCUUCCAAAGCAUGGGACGUGGACAAGAGAGCAUCACUCUCAAUUACCUGAUUGAGUUGAUUGAUCGAGUUGAUGACAUUUAUAGGAACACGAGUUGGACUGAUGAAUUAAAAGGCUACGGUGUCCAGAUUCGUCAGAUCAUCAUCAACAAGGAGCCUACGAAGCCAACCCCAGAGCAAGCGCAAAGUGGCUGGGCCCAUUAUAACAUGGAGAACAGCCCUAUAAAAGGAAAGGAAAUCUGGGAUGUGAAGAAACUUUUGGAGCAAUUCAGCUCCGACAUCGCUGACAAUGCCUCCACUGUAUGUCUGGCCCACCUGUUCACCUACCAGGAUUUUGAUGAGGGCACUCUGGGGCUGGCCUAUGUGGCCCCCUCCAAACCUAAUGCCCUGGGUGGCCUUUGCCCUCGACCUUACUAUCCAUCUCAGUCUUCCAAGAAGCCCAGUUAUCUCAACACAGGCUUGACCAGCACCAAAAAUUAUGGCAAAACCAUCCUCACUAAGGAGGCAGAUUUAGUGACCACCCAUGAGCUGGGUCAUAACUUUGGUGCAGAGCAUGAUCCUGACAAUAUCCCUCAUUGUGCUCCCAGCGAUGACCAAGGAGGAAAGUUUGUUAUGUACCCUAUUGCUGUGAGUGGAGACCACGUCAACAACAAGCGUUUCUCUAGCUGCAGCAAAACCUCCAUAGAAAAGACGUUGCGUCAAAAGGCUCCUACGUGCUUCAAGGAGAGAAACAGCAAGGUAUGUGGGAACUCCAGAGUGGAGGAGGGGGAGGAGUGCGACCCUGGGCUACUCCACCUCAAUGACGACAUGUGCUGCUCUUCUGACUGCAAAUUGAAAAAGGGUUCACAGUGCAGUGACAGAAACAGUCCUUGUUGUAAAUUCUGCAAGUUUGAGCUUGCAGGAACAAGAUGCCAGGAGCCCAUCAGUGCCACCUGUAAAGGCACAUCUUUCUGCACAGGAAACAGCAGCAAAUGUCCAGCUCCUGAAAACGCAGCUGACGAUACUGUGUGUGUCGAUAACGGCCGCUGUCGCAAAGGGGAGUGCCACCCUUUCUGCGAGGCCAUGCAGCACCGUCAGUCUUGUGCCUGCAACGAGACUGAGAACUCCUGUAAAGUUUGCUGCAGAGGUAACGAUGGCAAAUGCUCUCCUUUCAUUCAGACCAAUGGCAGUUUCCUUUAUCUUCGCAAAGGAAAACCCUGCACUGUGGGCUUUUGUGUCGAGAACGGAAAAUGCAUGAAGCAGGUCCAGGAUGUCAUCGAGAGGUUGUGGGAUUUUAUCGACAAGCUGGACAUAAACACGUUUGGGAAGUUCCUGGCUGAUAACAUAGUGGGCUCGGUCUUGGUGUUUUCGCUCGUCUUCUGGAUUCCUCUAAGUAUCUUGGUUCAUUGUGUGGACAAACGACUCGACCAACAGUAUGAAGAGAACACAAAGUCCAUCUACUACCCUCCAAGUAUGGUGGAGGUUUGUAGUAGAGCUCCCGCCAUAGAGUCAGGAAAUCCUGAACAACCUCGAGUCAGCAUCCGUGCGCAUCGUCAAGCCUCCUCAGCCUCCCUCCUCCUCCGGCGGCCGGACCGCGCCCUCCUCUCUGCCCCUGCAGCAUCAGCAGCCGAGCCAGGCCGGGGCCCCUCCCGUGGCCAGCAGCAGUAUCCCGGCCCCAGGUCCGAGCUACGCCCUCACCCCGGACAGCGCAGGGGGGCUGCGGAUGGCCACCAUACAGGAGGACCCCAGCAACGACUCUCACCAGGCAGAGGACGGCCUGUCGGACGAUUUCACAACCGCAGGAGCCUGCUCGUCGGUUACGAAAUCCUCCUACGAGGAUCUGACCGAAAAGAACAAGCCAACCAGGGACCGGCGGCGCCUCAAGAGGCAGGAGGGCGUGGACAGUAAAGAAACAGAGUGCUGAGAGUCACCUGCCAGUACACCAACAUACCACAUGAAAUAUUCUGUUGAACAUCCACAAUAACACAAACAGAAUAAAAAGGUAUGUUGUAGCCUUUCAGGCGACACUGGGUGCUCAGAUAAUGUCUGUGGUAAUAAAUGUACCCUGGCACAUUUCCCCAAACACGACCAAGUAACUGAAUGUGAUUCUGUAUUGAUCACAAUCUUUAUCUAACUUUUUACACCUCGCCCAAUAAAACAUUUUAGCUUCGGAAAUAAACAAAAAAUCAGCAUAUUCCUGCCUCCGAAUAAGGUCAAAAUUCUGUUUAUAAAGCAAUAGAAAUUCACAGGUUUGCUUUGUAAACAUUUUAACAAGUGAACAUUGUUACUAAUGCUGUUGCACCAGUUAUUUUCCCAUUAAAGACGUCUGUGUGAAAUAAUAAGCAACAAUUAACCAAUAAUCUAAACCUCUGUUAUAACUGCACUUAAAAGCAUUUUUCACAUCACUGGAGAAUUUAACUUGUAUUUACUGUCUCGUCAUCUGUUUGUGUUGCAGGAAAGUUUUAAUAGUGUGCAGUAUUACAGGUUUUGUAUGCCUAGCUUUGAGUAGAGACCAUUUUACUGUCCAAGACCUCAGUCCUGAUACUUAAUGUAACAGUGCCUUUUUGAUUUGUGCCUUUGUCAUGAUUCCCUGUAGAUGACCUUGACUCUGGACAGCCCUGGAUUUACUUGUAAAAGAAACUGCCUGUGUUGUUUAUAAAAUCAUAAAUGUCAUUUUGAUGUUUGAUUAUCUGUCUUUGUACAAGUGAGUUAUGCACUUCUUUUAAUGAAUGCUGUCUCACUACUGUCGGCUGCUGUUAUGUUGUAACAUGUAAAACUUGUAAAAUAUGUAUUUAGACAAAACAAAUGACUGUGCAGCAUUAACAUUGCAGGAUAGAUGUGAACUGUGAAGAAGCAGCUGUUCUGUCCCAUAAUCUAGUACAUAUCUGUAUAUUUUUGCUCUGGUGCAUAUAAAUGAGUUUCAUGGUCUUGCUUGCAUUAUGUACACAACUCAAAAUAAAAGUCUUUAUUGUGCAUUUUCAA